CAUUUGACUCGUACUGCCUUCCAAGGAAAAACUUGGCUGUGGAAGCAUUCAAAUUCAAUGUUAUUGUGCAGAAACAAAAUCAACCUUUCGCUGAAUUUGAAACGGAAUUACGUACACAAAUGGCGUUUUGCGAAUUCGAAUGUGACAAUUGCCAAGCAUCUUAUGCGGAUCGAAUGCUUCGCGAUCGGCUGAUAAUUGGCAUUCGAGAUAAAAGUCUGCAGCUGAAGUUAUUGGAUGCGAAGGAUGAGCCACUAAACAAUGUCGUAGAAAUGUGUAAAAUCCAUGAAGCUGCCUCCGAACACAAACAACUGUUUGAAAAAAGUGAAGCUCAAAGCCUCAACAGUGUUGAAAUGCAGGACGGAAGUAAAGAUGUAGCCGCCAUUCAACGGUCCGAUUUCCACAACGUCAGUUGCUUUAAUUGUGGCCAAGCUUACAACGGGAGCCAUCGUCGCUACUGUCCAGCGAAAAAUGUGAAUUGCAACAAUUGCGGACGACGAGGUCACUUAAAGAAAUUCUGCAAGGCUGCCAAGAACAACAAUACUACUAGGGUACCGCUGGAAGCAACGCGAGCACAAAUUGGUUCGAAGCAGAAGAUAGAGAAAAACGUACAUAUGAUUGCAUGGUCUGAAUCAGAGUAAACUCUAAUGAAACAACAGGAGGAUCUAAUGUCAAAUGGACUAAACGAUACCUUAUUCAGGACAGGCCGGUAGAAUUCAAGCUUGAUACGAGCGCUGAUGUCAAUUGUAUUCCGUUGAGAGUGGUGAACCCUAUGAAUUUAACUUUGUCGAACGAGUGUUCGUUUAAUAUUGUGGACUAUAACAAUAAUUACAUUAAAAUACACGGUCAGGUUCGUUUAACCUGU
This is a messenger RNA of Anopheles stephensi (Asian malaria mosquito), 862 nucleotides long. RefSeq lists its product as uncharacterized. The transcript has 2 exons. Bases 120 to 638 code for a protein of 172 amino acids. Gene Ontology annotation, molecular function: zinc ion binding; nucleic acid binding. Lineage: Eukaryota; Metazoa; Arthropoda; Insecta; Diptera; Culicidae. The record is from RefSeq and is a predicted model, not a curated record.